AUGCCCACCUGCACCCCCACCCCCCACCACCACCACCAUCACAAACAACCACCAAUGGUUGCCCAUGAAUCCGUAGAAACUCCAUCGCAGAAACCAGUUGUUGGAGGGAUUGGUCUUGGCAGCACUGUCAAAAUUGACUUUUGCUCUUCUUGCUCUUACAGAGGGAAUGCGGUAACGAUGAAAAAGAUGUUGGAAAUGCAGUUUCCAGGAAUUGAUGUUGUGCUUGCAAAUUAUCCCCCAUCCCUGCCGAAGCGGGUGGUAGCCAAAUUAGUACCGGUUUUUCAGAUCGGGGUUAUGGGAAUUGUGUUGGGUGGUGAACAGAUAUUUCCGAUUCUGGGACUCAUGACUCCACCUCCUUGGUAUUAUUCUUUACGUGCCAAUAAAUUUGGGACCAUUGCGUCUACUUGGCUUCUUGGCAAUGCAUUGCAGUCCUUCCUGCAAAGCUCUGGGGCGUUUGAAGUUUACUGCAAUGAUGAAUUGAUUUUCUCCAAACUGAGGGAGGGCAGAUUUCCAGGAGAGAUUGAACUAAAAGAUCUUGUUGGCAGAAGGUUGGCUAAUUCUGGCAUUUCUGAUAUGUCGUCCUAG
Messenger RNA from Dovyalis caffra, 585 nucleotides. Lineage: Eukaryota; Viridiplantae; Streptophyta; Magnoliopsida; Malpighiales; Salicaceae. The record is from the annotation of a GenBank genome assembly.